AUGAUGCGCUUACAGCUUGCUGCCGAUCCAUUAAUCGAGACGACGCGAACGGCGCUUGGACGUUGGGCCCAAGGAGAAUAUUCAGGCCAGCUUUUGCGAAUGACGCUCUACGAAGAGUGGCUGUUGCUGAUCACCUUGGCCAGUUACCUCACCCAGAAGCUCGGAGAGCGUGAAAACCGGAUGCGCACGGCCUUCGACGACAUGAUUGCACAGCUCAUGACGCUCGGAAAACCGCUUCCCGCUGAUCGACUUCUGGCUGUGACGACGAGUGGCCACAUCGAUGAUUCGCAUCAGGGCCCAAAGCUGUCCCCAAACGACGACCGUGAAUGGAUAAAAGCCGAAAGUCAAGCACAGGCUCGUGCCGAACUCGUACGCGAGUCGAGCGAAGAAACCAUUUUCAAGCUCUUUUCGGAAGUGUUCGACCGGUUUGUGGAGAACCUGGAGAUCGACACGGCAAGGGCACGGCAAGCUGAAGCUGAGAAUGCAAAUGCACUCACGACUCUGACCGCCGUCAAAUUGCACCUGGCGAACCAACGGGAGGCAUUGCAGAAAUGCGAAAAAACUCCGUCGCCGAUUGCCAACCUGAUGCGUCCAAGCCGCCCCGUCCAAUCCAACAACGACGCAGCCGAUGAAUCGAUCCUCGUGGAGCUCGAAAACAACAAAAGUGGCCACUCGACCCCGCCGUGCAGCCUCAAUCGCGUUUGCGUCGAUGUGCUCGCCUGCGUCGAAGAGCCCCAUACUGCAAGCACGGCGAUGUCGCCUUUCCCCACGCUGUCGCCGAGCACGGGUCGUGGUUUGUCUACCACCGCUUCGCCACCCACCUGGUCUUACACCACCGAUUUGCCGUCGUCCUCAUCAUCUACAUCCUCGACUUUUUACGUGAGCGACCCGAGCCCUGCUGGAUGCGGCGGCGAGAAGAAGGCCCCAGUCCCGGUUGGCAACCGGGCUGGGGUGGCCCACGAACUCGACAUCUACGACAUCGCAUCUACGAACUCGACAACUACGACAGGCAACGAGCCCAGCGCCUAUUCGCCGUCCAAGAUGGCCGCCGGCAAGAAGAACAAGAUGAAGUCGGCCGACGAGAAGCCACGAGGGGUUUGUGCUCGUUGUGGCCCAGAGGCGGGGGAGCAGGAGAUAAAUACCCGUUGGACGGCCGUGUCGUGCGAGACAUGCGCGAAUUCUUUCCGGGUGGCCACGAAGAAGCUGACGGCUCCAGAUUCCGGAUGUCCUGGGCGUCCAAACUGCACUCCUGCGAAGCCCUGCAAUACGUGCAACUACCCGAAUUGGUUGGCCCUGGGAUACCGCGUCCCAGAGAAGCGCGCGAUGCCC
Messenger RNA from Mesorhabditis spiculigera, 1329 nucleotides. The record is from the annotation of a GenBank genome assembly. Lineage: Eukaryota; Metazoa; Nematoda; Chromadorea; Rhabditida; Rhabditidae.